This is a messenger RNA of Staurois parvus, 356 nucleotides long. Lineage: Eukaryota; Metazoa; Chordata; Amphibia; Anura; Ranidae. The record is from the annotation of a GenBank genome assembly.
CCAGCCUCACCCAGACUAGCUAUCCCCUCUUCAGUCUAACUUGAAUGCUGCUGCCAGACUCAUCCACCUUACUAACCGUUCUGUAUCUGCCACCCCUCUCUGCCAAUCCCUCCACUGGCCUCCACUCAGUGUCCUCCACCCCUCUCUGCCAAUCCCUCCACUGCCCUCCACUCAGUGUCCUCCACCCCUCUCUGCCAAUCCCUCCACUGGCCUUCACUCAGUGUCCUCCACCCCUCUCUGCCAAUCACUCCACUGGCCUCCACUCAGUGUCCUCCACCCCUCUUUGCCAAUCACUUCACUGGCCCCCAUUCAGUGUCCUCCACCCCUCUCUGCCUAUCCCUCCACUGGCCUCCACU